AGAAAUGGCAUAUAAACAAAGUUAAAGCAAGAAAGGGAAGUAACGGGGGUAGGUGUGGGAUUGACCGAACCACCUUCACACUCACCAUCCCCUUAAGACUUGACAUUGUCCUAAUUACUCUUCAAUUCCUUAACACCACUUGCUAACUUCAACUAAUAUUUAAACCCUUUAACCUCCCUCUUUAUUCUCUCAGCUUGAGGUUCCCUUCUUCAAAGAGAACGCCAAGCUUCACUUCACCUUAGUCCUACAAUCUAAAACACACUACCUUAUUCAAUAAGUGGCAAUUACGUCAUUUUACAUUUUAUUUCUUCUAAUAUGCUUACCCUCACUCCGCCUUCUUCUGGUUCUCUUAACUAUCGGAACCGGGUUCGACCUUCGCUGAACCGGGUUAUUCCAACCAGAAUAACUGUCAAAUGCGGUUACGGAUACGGUUUCGAAUCGACAAAUUUCGGCGUCGGUGGCUCUAGCCGAGCUGACUUUCAAAGCUCCUGCGCCAUCUUAGCCAGUAAAGUCAUUUCGCAAAAAGAUGAAUCUCACGCCGGUGGCGAAAACAAUCAUGCCGGCGCCGUCAACGGUCACAAAACCGCUGUGACGGAUCUAGUCCACAUCGGAAACGACAAACCUCUUCCUCCGAAGCCGCUCACUAUCACUGACUUAUCUCCUGCUCCGAUGCACGGGUCGCAGCUACGCGUCGCGUAUCAAGGCUGUCCCGGCGCGUACUCCGAAGCCGCCGCUGGAAAAGCAUAUCCAAACAGCGAAGCGAUACCGUGCGAUCAAUUCGAAGUCGCGUUCCAAUCGGUUGAACUCUGGAUCGCCGAUCGAGCAGUUUUACCGGUGGAAAAUUCCCUCGGAGGUUCGAUCCACCGAAACUAUGAUCUUCUCCUCCGUCACCGUCUCCACAUCGUCGGAGAAGUUCAACUUCCGGUUCAUCACUGCCUCCUCGCCCUCCCAGGGAUCCGUAAAGAAUACCUAACGCGCGUGAUCUCACAUCCACAAGCAUUAGCACAGUGCGAACACACGCUUACAAAAAUCGGGCUCAACGUAGCGCGUGAGGCCGUCGAUGAUACCGCCGGAGCAGCAGAAUUCGUCGCAACAAACAAUCUCCGCGACACAGCGGCAAUCGCAAGCGCACGCGCUGCGGAGCUUUACGGUUUAAAUGUUCUCGCUGAUGGAAUCCAAGAUGACCCGAAUAACGUGACCCGAUUCGUUAUGUUGGCCCGAGAACCCAUAAUUCCGCGAACGGAUCGUCCAUUUAAAACAAGCAUAGUGUUCGCGCACGAUAAAGGAACUUCGGUUUUAUUUAAAGUGCUUUCCGCGUUUGCGUUUAGAAACAUAAGCUUAACUAAGAUUGAAUCUAGGCCUCAUCGUGGCCGUCCGAUUCGCGUUGUUGAUGAUGAAAGUGAGGGAACAGCAAAACAUUUUGAGUAUAUGUUUUAUAUUGAUUUCGAGGCUUCUAUGGCUGAGGUUAGAGCACAAAACGCACUUGCUGAGGUUCAAGAAUUUACCUCUUUUUUGAGAGUAUUGGGUAGCUAUCCUAUGGAUAUGACACCAUGGAACCCUUCUUCUACUUCUCACCGUCAACAUUAAUUAAUUAUUAGCAUUUACCUUAAUCUAAAACAAAAUUAAAAUAUAAAUUUGCUUCAUUAAGUCAAUUGUUUCUAAAUUUCUAAAUUGUGAAGGGGAAAAUAUACCAAAUUGUUUCAACUUUCAAUUUCAUUUUUAGAGUAUAUAUUUUCAUCCGGGCUCUUUUUUUUGUUCGUGAAGUUUUAGCAUGUAAACUAAGUACAUUGUACUUGAGUUUAGGGUGGUGGGUACGUGAUUGUAUAUUUUUAGUCAAACAAAAAUGAUGCCGAAGUUAGGUGUCUUGAUUAUUAAUAAUAAUGUGUAUCUGUAUCCCCAAAACAUCCUUAGUUUAUAUGUUGGGUGUUUCUGUGAGGUGAUAGAUAUUUUUUAUAAUAAAGAGGUGAUAUAUAUUUUGUAGUUGUAGUU
Molecule: messenger RNA, 1989 nt
Organism: Cicer arietinum (chickpea)
Lineage: Eukaryota; Viridiplantae; Streptophyta; Magnoliopsida; Fabales; Fabaceae
Product: arogenate dehydratase 3-like
Biological process (GO): L-phenylalanine biosynthetic process
Cellular component (GO): cytoplasm; chloroplast
Molecular function (GO): arogenate dehydratase activity; prephenate dehydratase activity
Source: RefSeq, a predicted model, not a curated record